UGGGACUGCAAGACUUUAACUAUGUUUCAGCGUUCAGCUUAGCAUCUGCCAUCGCAAUGACCUGGGAUCAGGAUGCCUACUAUGAGCAGGCCAAAGCAGUGGGCACCGAAUUCUACAAGAAAGGCAUUCAGAUCUUGAACGCACCAACCUCUCAACCAAUCGGUCGAACGCCAUGGGGAGGUCGAUUCGGUGAAACAUUUGGUCCGGAUCCAUAUCUCAAUGGGUUGGCCACUGGUCUCGCUGUGAAGGGCUAUGUUGAUACUGGCGUCAUCUCCGGAGCCAAGCAUUUUAUUCUCUAUGAGCAAGAGACCAACCGGACCAAUGAUGCAGGCAGUAUUAGUCCCAAUCCGGCGUCCGGUCCCCUUCCGUAUUCCUCCAACACCGACGAUAAGACCCUGCACGAGACCUAUCUUUGGCCGUUCUAUGAUGCGGUGAAGAACGGCCUCGGUGCCGUUAUGUGCGCGAUGACCAAAGUCAACAAUACCCUCGCUUGUCAGAACUCUGAUCUACUCCUGAAACACUUGAAGACGGAGCUUGGCUUCCCAGGACUGGUGUAUCCUGAUACAAAGGCCCAGAGCACUGAAACUGCCGAGACCGUCAAUAAUGGUGAGGAUUACGGAGACAGCACUUACUGGUCCACUUCUGUCAUGAAAGCUCUUCUCGCGAAUGGUACUCUCUCGGAGGCACGUCUCAACGACAUGACUAUCCGAAACAUGAUCGGAUAUUAUUACUCCAACUUGGACAAUGGUCUUCAACCUGCCGAGCAAUCCGAUGGUGCCUAUGUUGAUGUGAGAGGCAAUCAUUCCAAGCUAAUCCGCAAAUACGGCGCUCAGUCUAUGGCCUUGCUGAAGAACAAGAAUAAUGCCCUUCCUUUGAAGGCAGUUCGCAGGAUGAGCAUCUUCGGUGCUCAUGCCGGUGCCUAUGUCGCUGGUCCCAAUCAAGACCUUUCCAUUGAUGGCUCUGGUCCAACCUAUCAAGGGCAUCUAGCAACAGGCUCCGGCUCCGGACAAGCAUCUUACCCUUACUUAGUAACCCCCCUGGUCCCUCUGACAGUCAAAGCCACCGAAGACGGAACUAUCCUGAACUGGAUCCUAAAGGACAAUUACACAUCAACUGCAGGAUCCUCCCUCAUCCCAUCAGUCGCUGGCAGUACAGCCGUCUCACCUUCCUACUCAACCUACGCCAGUAACUCCGACGUCUGCAUCGUAUUCCUGAACGCACUUGCCGGCGAGGGCGAGGACCGGAUGGAGCUCUACAACACCGACCAAGACAAAAUGGUCAAUACCGUCGCCGACAACUGCAACAACACAAUCGUCGUGAUCAACACCGUGGGACCCAGACUCCUCGAUCAAUGGAUCGAGCACGAUAACGUGACAGCAGUACUGUACGGAUCUCUUCUCGGCCAAGAAUCAGGAAACUCAAUCGUGGAUGUCCUCUACGGCGACGUCAAUCCCUCCGGCCGUUUGAUCUAUUCGAUCCCAAAGAACGAAAGCGAUUACAAUGUGAACCUCUGCUACACCUCCCAAUGCAACUUCACCGAAGGCGUCUACCUCGACUACCGCUACUUCGACGCCCAGAACAUCACAACCCGCUACCCAUUCGGCCACGGCCUCUCCUACACCUCCUUUUCCUACUCCAACCUCACCAUCUCUAAGCAAAACCCUACCCUCUCCGCCGCCCCAACCGGCCACCUCGCCGUCGGCGGCUACAACGACCUCUGGCACACCGUGAACAGCAUCUCCGUAAUCAUCCACAACACCGGGUCCCUAAGCGGAGCCGAAAUCCCUCAACUCUAUCUCAGCUUCCCAGACUCCGCCGACCAACCUCUCCGCCAACUCCGUGGUUUCGAACGCGUGAAGCUCGGCACUGGUGAACAGAAAACGGUCACGUUUGAUCUCCAUCGUCGCGAUAUCUCCUACUGGGAUGUUAUCUCGCAACAAUGGCGUAUUGCAGCUGGGGAGUAUAAGGUGUUUGUUGGGGCGAGUUCGAGGGAUUUUAGACUACAUGGGUCUUUUUCUGUUGAGACGCGGGAGUAGGUUUGAGAUGUAACUUUUCUUGUUUUUCGGUGCAUCUUUCACUCUUCUUUUGUCUCUCUGCUUUGGGUAAAAGUAUUCGUCUUCUUACUUUUUAUCAUCUCCCAUGUCGUCUUUCUAUUCUCCGAAUUGCACGGUAGGGCAUGUUGAAAUGCGAAAAGUCGGCUAGAUAGAUGUAUACAUAUGAUAGGCCACGUUGAUCG
This is a messenger RNA of Aspergillus sclerotioniger CBS 115572, 2236 nucleotides long. Its product is annotated as putative beta-glucosidase D. Gene Ontology annotation, molecular function: beta-glucosidase activity. The record is from RefSeq and is a predicted model, not a curated record. The transcript is spliced from 3 exons. Gene Ontology annotation, biological process: glucan catabolic process. Lineage: Eukaryota; Fungi; Ascomycota; Eurotiomycetes; Eurotiales; Aspergillaceae. Bases 57 to 2036 code for a protein of 659 amino acids.